Molecule: messenger RNA, 1571 nt
Organism: Sorex fumeus (smoky shrew)
Lineage: Eukaryota; Metazoa; Chordata; Mammalia; Eulipotyphla; Soricidae
Gene: SHROOM2
Product: shroom family member 2
Exons: 5
Coding region: 199-1518 (439 amino acids)
Biological process (GO): actin filament organization
Cellular component (GO): apical junction complex; adherens junction; apical plasma membrane
Molecular function (GO): actin filament binding
Source: RefSeq, a predicted model, not a curated record
CUAGACGACCCUACUCACCUGAGCGUUCACCUGGACGCCCCUGGCCAGCCCGUCCUCGGGCCAGCGCCCCUGCCGAGUCCGGGAGGCCCCACGGAGGAGAGCAGCGAGCAGGGCAGAUGGCAGGUAGAUGAGCCAGCGAGCGCCCCCCAGCAGGAAGCCCCGCUCCCCGCCAGCUGCCGGCCCCGGCACACGUCCGCUAUGGAGACCUCUCGCUCCCCUUCGCCCCAGUUCGCCCCCCAGAAGCUCACAGACAAGCCCCCGCUGCUCCUCCAGGACGAGAGCGCCCCCAGGAUCGAGAGGGUGAUUGACAGCCGUACCACGGUGAAGAUGGUGCCCAUCAAGAUCGUGCACGCCGAGAGCCAGCCUGAGAAGGACACCCGCCAGGGCCUGGCCCACACCUCGCCGCCGCCCGCCCUACCCAGCGGGCUGGAGCGGGACCAGAUCAAGACGCUCAGCACCUCGGAACAGUCAUACUCGCGCUUCUGCGUGUACAGCCGUCAGUGGGCCGAGCCCCGGGCCCCAGGCCCCGCCAAGGAAGGCAGCCUGGCUGGCCCCCGCUCUGCCCCCACCGGCUACGCCAAGGCCAAGGAGAGGUCAGCCGAGGACCUGAAGUCAGAGGAGCUGGUCCGGGAGAUCGUGGGGAAGGACAAGUCCCUGGCCGAGAUCCUGGACCCCAGUGUGAAGAUCAGGACCACCAUGGACCUGAUGGAGGGCAUUUUCCCCAAGGAUGAGCACCUCCUGGAAGAGGCCCAGCAGCGCAGGAAGCUGCUGCCCAAAAUUCCCUCCCCUCGCGCUGCGGACGACAGGAAAGAAGAGGCGAGCGCACUGGCAGCCAUGCCCCUGGCCACGAAUUCUGCCUACUACAGCACAUCAGCCCCUAAGGCCGAGCUCCUCAUCAAAAUGAAGGACCUUCAGGACCAGCAGGAGCCCGAGGACGAUUCGGAGAGUGACCUGGACCACGACCUCUCAGUCAAGAAGCAGGAGCUGAUCGACAGCCUGGGCCGCAAGCUGCAGGUGCUGCGGGAGGCGCGCGAGAGCCUGUUGGAAGACAUGCGGGCCAACAGCGCGCUGGGCGCGGCCGUGGAGGCCCUGGCCAAGGACGUAUGCAAGCCCAACGAGUUCGACAAGUUCCGCAUGUUCGUCGGCGACCUGGACAAGGUGGUCAACCUCCUGCUCUCGCUGUCCGGCCGCCUGGCCCGUGUGGAGAACGCCCUCAACAACCUGGACGACAGCGCGGCUCCUGGCGAUCGGCACUCCCUGCGGGAGAAGCAGCGGGUCCUCACGCAGCAGCACCGGGACGCCAAGGAGCUGAAGGAGAACCUGGACCGCCGGGAGCGCACCGUCUUCCACAUCCUGGCCGGCUACCUGGGCGCCGACGGCCUGGCCGACUACGAGCACUUUGUGAAGAUGAGGUCGGCACUGCUCAUCGAGCACCGGGAGCUGGAGGACAAGAUCCACCUGGGCGAGGAGCAGCUCAAGUGCCUGCUGGACAGCCUGCCGCCCGAGCGGGGCAAAUAACGGGGAGGAGGCCCCGCCUGCCCCCUGCCUGCAAUGCACGCCCGAACCCCGAC